Molecule: messenger RNA, 2485 nt
Organism: Amblyraja radiata (thorny skate)
Lineage: Eukaryota; Metazoa; Chordata; Chondrichthyes; Rajiformes; Rajidae
Gene: gprc5c
Product: G protein-coupled receptor, class C, group 5, member C
Exons: 4
Coding region: 66-1337 (423 amino acids)
Biological process (GO): G protein-coupled receptor signaling pathway
Cellular component (GO): intracellular membrane-bounded organelle; plasma membrane; extracellular exosome
Molecular function (GO): protein kinase activator activity; G protein-coupled receptor activity
Source: RefSeq, a predicted model, not a curated record
CUCUUCCCUGCCCUUCCCCAGGCACCAGCGUUGUUCAUUGCUCGAUACGCCCACGUUGGAGGAAGAUGGCCGGCCCUUGGCGGUGGCUCCUGGCGGUGGCCGUGUUGCCCGUGUUGGCCGCGGUGUCGCCCCCUGGUGGGUGCGGGGCCGACCUGGACUCUCUCUACUUCAACCUGUGCGACCUGUCCAGCGUGUGGGGCAUCGUGCUGCAGGCGGUAACCAGCGCGGGCAUCCUCAGCUGCUUCGUGCUGCUGCUGGUCCUGCUCGCCAGCGUCCCCUUCGUUCAGGACGGCAAGAAGAAGAGCGCCCUGGCCGUCCAGCUCCUCUUCAUCUUCGGCACCUUCGGCCUCUUUUGCCUGGUUUUCGACUUCAUCGUCCGCGAGGACUUUGCCACCUGCGCCUCCAGGCGCUUCCUCUUUGGGGUGCUCUUCGCCAUCUGCUUCUCCUGCCUGUUGGCGCACUCUCUCCGGCUCAACUACCUGGUGCGCAGGAACAACGGCCCCAAAGCCGGCUACAUCUUCCUCUUGGCUCUUGCCCUCUCCCUGGUCGAAGUGAUCAUUAAUACCGAGUGGCUCAUAAUCACCGUGGUACGAAACAACGGCACCCAUUCGACCACGCCGGGCGAUCCUUGCAACGUGGCCGAGAUGGACUUUGUCAUGGCUUUGAUUUACAUCAUGUUCCUCAUUGUGGCCACGUUGGUCUCUGCGCUGGCCUCUCAGUACGGCCAUUUUAAACACUGGAAGAAACACGGGGUGUUUAUCAUCGUCACCAUCUGCUUCUCCGUUGCCAUUUGGAUAGCCUGGAUUGUGAUGUACGUCUACGGGAAUGGCCGGGUGGGGAACGGACGCUGGAACGACCCGACCCUCUCCAUCGCCCUUGUUGCCAACGCCUGGGUCUUUGUCUUCCUUUACACCAUCCCCGAGAUCUGCCACCUGACCAAGGCCAGCAUGGAGCAGAACUACGUUGAGGAGGUCUACCCCACCAGAGGGGUGGGCUACGAGACCAUCUUAAAAGAGCAGCAAGCUCACCACAUGUACAUCGAGAAUAAAGCCUUCUCCAUGGAUGAACCCAACGCAGCGAACAAGCCCAAGUCUCCGUACAGCGGCUAUGCCGGUUACAACGGGCAGCUCCGUAACAGCGUUUACCAACCGACCGAGAUGGCGUUGAUGAACAAAUCCGGCCCGUUGGAAAAUCCCUACGACCACUACAUCCCGCGGGUCACCAUCAACCAGUCUGCGUUCUCCAGUAACGCGUCCACGCUCCGCGCUGAAGACGCGUUUACAGCCGAGAGCCGGCGGUCGGCCCAGCCAGAGGGCGGCAGUGGGCAGCCAUUUUAAAGCCCGCGUCCGCGAGGGAGACCACUAACAAACGUACGUGUGGGUCGACGUGCAACCUGGAACAUCUCCGUGGUGGAAAGAGUCUCUCGGCUGAUCCCUCGUGACAUGACCCCAAAAGCCUGAAGCUUUGGGCCUUCCCUGACGACCUUCCCUUUUACUCAGCCUUUGGGAUGGAAUCUCAUCCGAAGAUAAAGCGACUUGUUUACUGUAACGGACUGAAAGCAGCCCGUGUGGAACGUGGUCUCGGAUCUCCUCGAAUCCUCGGGCCGGCCCACCGUGAGCAGUGUCCCACGCAGAGACCAAGCUUUCUCGAAUGGUCUCCUGUGAACAAUGACCAAUAUCCUCACUGUCUCUGCGAACUCUGGGCUGAACAGCCUGUCCCCAAAGCCGCCCCAACUGUAACCAGAAGGUUCCGUGACACUGGAGCGCCAGCGGGCCCCACUGACGUUGUGCGGACGGAACUCUCCCAGUAGAGAUGUCCUUGGCUCACGGUCGGAAAGUAGUCCAAAUUCCCACUUCAGGCAUGAGACUGACAUUCUUGGGGAAUGCUGCAGCCUUGGAGAUGCCAACCGUUGGGUUGAGACGGUCAAACGAGAUCCAUUCAGCAUCAGGAGGGGUGUGAAGAUUCCAACGCCGCGGUUUUGAGGAAGCGCACUGAAGAUACUUCUGAUGUCCAGCCCAACUCUGGGGGGAAAACAGGUCACCUGGUCACUGACGGCCUCUUGGCUGCUUGCGUUUUGUACAUCCGUACAGUGACCACAUUCCAAAACUACAUGUUGUUCAAGAAGGAACUGCAGAUGCUGGAAAAUCGAAGGUACACAAAAAUGCUGGAGAAACUCAGUGGGUGCUGAGGGGUUUCGGCCCGAAACGUUACCUAUUUCCUUCGCUCCAUAGAUGCUGCUGCACCCGCUGAGUUUCUCCAGCAUUUUUGUGUACCGCCAAAACUACUUGAUGACCGCAAAUCCAUAUUUGGAUUAUUUUGGGGCUUUUUUAAAAAUGCUCGUCUUUUUUUUGCCUAUGCAUAAUUUGGAAAUAUAUCGCCAUUCCUUUGUCGCCGGUUCAAAGCCGCGUCGAGCGUUCUACAUCACAGCGACGGCCACGUGGAGACGGUGAUUGGAGGAAGCAACCUGUCACCGCCGUCUCCUGGG